AUGGAACAGUUCAAAAAGGGCUUAACAGCGAAUCUGAGGAAACUUGGAUUGAACAAAGACUACUCGGAGGAAAUAGAUGGCUUGUUUGAGAAGGGCAUUCUAAAAGAUGGCAUGCCUUACAAAGCACUAUUUAACACCUUCUUGAUUCAUAUGAGCAAGAGGAGCAGGCUGUUUGAAAAUAUUAUGAAAGGCAAGUAUAUUUUUGAUUUAACCUGUCAUCUUAACUCUCCAUAUGUGGAUGCGGAUCCCAAUGGUGAUGAUUUGGCUUGCAAACUGGAAAAAUCUUUCUUAAAUAGAAUUGAAUAUGUGCAUGUUGAAAGACAGGAUUCAAAAAUAUUUAUUGGAGUGAGAUUUAAUAAGAAUAUUUAUAUGGAGCUCAAGGGCAGUGAAGUGCAUGAAUAUCUAUAUCCGUAUCGGCUACUUUUGUUUGAUAAGCUUGUCAAAAUAACCGACUAUACAUUUGAUCAACUGCUUUUUAGCUACACGAAACCUAGAGAUGUUAAGGUAAAAUAUGCGGAGUUUGUGGAGCAUCUCAAGACCCUUAAAUUGCCCCUUUCUAUCACUUUUGAUGAUUUGCUGUUUGAAAACACUAACAUUCUGCCGAUUUUUGAUGUUUUCAUCUACUUAGAAUCCAGUUCUCAAUGGCCAAAGGAUCAAGAUGCAAUUGAUUGUGCAAAGACCGCGUUUUAUUGCCAGCUUUAUUUAAAAAGCAAGUAUAGGCACAGUGUCAGCAAGGAAUAUUGUGUUUUCAAGUACGAUGAGUUCUAUUUUAAAGUUAGAAUCCUGAUAAAAUCAGACUUUAGUGCAAAAUAUAAGGUACUGAUGGGUCUUGGGUCGGCCGUGAACAAAUUGGACGAGGACUUCCAUAGAAAGGCGCACAUGGCAAAAACAAUAUUUGCACGGCUAGGGCUUUAUCCGCUUUGCUUUGACGACUGUUUUGUUGAUGUAAUUUGUCUUGCACUAGGGCAUGGUGUAAUUGGCGAUUCAAAAUUUGUCGAUAAUCUUUUGAAUUUUAACUUUGAUAUCUUUGGAUCGUCAUUUGAUCUGGAGACGCUAAAACUUUCUAAAGAUGGAUCCAACACAAAAAUGCUAAAAAUAUGCUAUACGAAUUCAGUUUUCAGUUUACCCUUGCCCGAUAGACAGAUAAUUGAGGAGACAAAAACGAAGUUACGCUCUCUACAGAUACCUGAGGUAUUAUUGGAUGAAGAUUUUAUUCUGCAAGCAGACCACAUUCUAGAUUUUGACACAUCCGAGUAUGACAUUGUACUGUCCAAAAAGUAUAUUCCAGGAUUUUCUGAAAUCAUUGGCAACAUCACCGACAGCUUUGACCUCGGGACACCGGAGUUUAAAGAGUUUUCAAAGGGCAUACUGUUUAAAAUGGGGUAUUUCUACUACAACUCUUUGUCAAGAAUGCUCUUUAUCAAAGCAAAGACUGACGUUGAUACUGAUUUAUUUGCAAAUCUGCUAAUAUUGGAAACGUCGUUUGAGUACAUUAAAAUCAACAAGCAAACGAAAAAGUAA
Vittaforma corneae ATCC 50505 is the source of this 1521-nucleotide messenger RNA. RefSeq lists its product as uncharacterized. Bases 1 to 1521 code for a protein of 506 amino acids. The transcript has a single exon. The record is from RefSeq and is a predicted model, not a curated record. Lineage: Eukaryota; Fungi; Microsporidia; Nosematidae.